This is a messenger RNA of Amyelois transitella, 1766 nucleotides long. RefSeq names its product protein farnesyltransferase/geranylgeranyltransferase type-1 subunit alpha (gene Fnta). Lineage: Eukaryota; Metazoa; Arthropoda; Insecta; Lepidoptera; Pyralidae. Gene Ontology annotation, cellular component: CAAX-protein geranylgeranyltransferase complex; cytoplasm; protein farnesyltransferase complex. The record is from RefSeq and is a predicted model, not a curated record. The transcript is spliced from 5 exons. Gene Ontology annotation, molecular function: CAAX-protein geranylgeranyltransferase activity; protein farnesyltransferase activity. Gene Ontology annotation, biological process: protein geranylgeranylation; protein farnesylation. Bases 487 to 1485 code for a protein of 332 amino acids.
UGUUGAUGGCGUUGAUGCCCUUCAUUUACUGAGACUGAGGCUAAGAAAAGCAUUCAAUAUCAUAUUUUUUAUUAGGUUUUCCACCGUAAAUUCUUAGUGAUAAUUUUAAUAGAGCUUUUAACAUGUUCAAUAGGGUUUGCUUAUGAAUUAUUUAGGUUUGAACACCACACAGUCUACAGUAUCGCAUUAGAAUAUUGAAGAACAAAGUCUCCGACUCUAUUGUUCGUUGUUUUUACAAGUUGCACAUUUCAUUCCAUUUGCCAAUUAUCUGGGUCAGGUACUCACUACUGGUUAUUGAAAAUAACUGUGUUUAUAAAUAAAUAUAGGUAACAGUUAAUUAAAAUAAAUGAUUCGGCCUUAGAUAACCGGGUGGUGUUUAUUCACGUCGCUGUAGUGUGCCUUAGCAUUAAGUGAUUUGAUAAGAUCUGUUAUAAACUAAAUAACACAGGAGCCUUGAUUUUAUUGUAACAUUAAAUUAGAGAAGAGAUGUCGGAUAGCGGCGAGAGUGACGUUGCAUGGGUGUCUUACAAGGAUAGGCCUGAGUGGAAUGACUUGAAGCCUAUCCCAGAGGAUGACGGGCCUGCACCCGUAGUUGUUAUUGCACACUCUGAUAGAUUUCAAGAUGUGUAUGAUUACUUCCGUGCAGUACUGAAAAACAAUGAGAAGUCUGAAAGAGCACUUCAGUUAACCAAGGAUGCUGUUGAGCUGAACCCUGCUAAUUACACUGUCUGGCAAUACAGGAGAGAUCUCCUUCAGGCCCUGGGAGCAGACCUAAGAUCUGAACUAGAUUAUGUGGAAGCUGUCAUCAAAAAUUCUCCAAAGAAUUACCAGGUGUGGCAUCAUAGAAGAAUGCUGGUAGAAUGGUUGCAAGAUCCCUCACUAGAGCUGGAGCUGACUGGAGAUGCAUUAUUACAGGAUCCCAAGAAUUACCAUGCCUGGCAACACAGGCAAUGGGCUAUGAAAACAUUUGGCCUCUUUGACAGAGAAAUGGAUUUUGUGGAUAAUCUGAUCAGUGAAGAUGUUCGUAACAAUUCGGCGUGGAACCAACGCUACUUCGUCGUGAACAACCAUCUCGGUUGGUCCGAUCUAAUUGUUCAGAAAGAAAUAUGUUACACAUUGGAGAAGAUCAAGUUCGUUAAGAAUAACGAAAGUGCAUGGAGUUACCUAAGAGGUGUGAUGCUGCAUGACAAGAGAGGAAUGAAUGGUAACGCUGUCGUAACCUCAUUCUGCGAUGAACUUUACAAACACAAAUGUAGAUCACCAUAUUUAUUAGCAUUCAUAAUCGAUGUGUGUGAUGAAGCCAUAAAGAAAGGCGAAACUAACACUUUUCAUAAUGCAGAUAGAGCGAUAACGCUUUGUCACGCACUAAGCACUAAAUACGAUAAAAUUAGAAGCAAAUAUUGGAACUACAUUUGUGAUAAAUUCAAAAAACUGCAAAAAGAGGAAAACGGCUUAGAAAAUCAUGAAAAUAAUAUUGAAGACUAAACAGUAGAUAGAUAAUUUUUAUGACGCGCAUCGUUAUCGGUUUACUGUUCACCAUUCGUUUUUUUGUUAUAAUAAUAAUAUAAUAUAGAUAAAAAAGAUAACAGACUAAACAAUAGGAACAUCUUAAUUUUUGUCACAUUUUUGCGAUACAUUUUAUAAAGUCUCAUCCAGGUUUUACAAUUUUCAAUUACCGCAGUUAGCUUUUGCCUCGUUGUUGCCGUCAUACUGGUGUGUCAGUGUUCACGGAUUGUACAGUAAUAAUAAAUAAAAGAUGAAGUAAG